This is a messenger RNA of Oryza sativa Japonica Group (Japanese rice), 1015 nucleotides long. RefSeq lists its product as uncharacterized. Lineage: Eukaryota; Viridiplantae; Streptophyta; Magnoliopsida; Poales; Poaceae. The record is from RefSeq and is a predicted model, not a curated record.
UAAUACUAUAAGUUCUCUAAGGCACCAGUCUAUUUCUUUUCAGCAAUGCUGAAGAGGAGAGCUGUAAUUAACCUGCAAGAAGAGGUAGAGCAGCUAGCUUAGCUCGAGCAAGAUGAGCAGGAGACGCAGCAUGUCGCUGAAAUCUCGAGAGUUCAGCGGCAGGCUGCCUCCUCCUCCUUCUUCUUCAUCAGAUCAGCAAGAGCAGUACUAUUGUUCAGGUCAGCAUCAGCAACGAGGUGAAGAUGGCGGCGGCGGCGGCGACGGCGAGAUGGUGCAUUUCAGCCACCCGGAGCACCGGCUGGCGCGGUUCGACUUCCCCUACCUCUUCAUGUGCAUGGGGUGCAAGGAGUACGGCGCCGGCAAGCGGUUCAUGUGCCAGCUCUGCGGCUUCCAGCUUCACGAGUUCUGCGCCCUGGCUCCUCCGUCCCUCCAUGACCACCCUUUCCAUCCCAAGCACCAACACCUUCUCUUCUUCGUCAAACCAGGUGGGUUCCUGCGCUGCAAGUGCGACAUCUGCGGCAAGUCGGUGAAGGGCUUCUCGUUCCGGUGCACGUCGUGCAGCUUCGCCAUGCACCCGUGCUGCGCCGCCAUGUCGCGGAGGAUGGACCUGCCGGUGGCGCACGAGCACCCUCUGAUGCUGGCGCCGUCGCCGCCGACGCCGCCGAUGGCGACACCGACGUCGGACGUCGUCGGCGUCGGCGACGGCGGCGUGGGGACGAGCUUCGUGUGCCAGAUGUGCCGGCGGUGCCGGCGGCCGGCGGGGCAGUACGUGUACCAGUGCAUGCCGUGCGGGUACUACCUGCACGCCCGGUGCGCCAAGGACGUGGUGAACGGGCUGUACGUGCACGGCGUCGCGCCGCCGGAGAAGGGGAGCGCGCUCGCCGCCGUCGCCAGGGUCACCAUCAACGCGCUGUUCAGCGUCAUCGGCGGCCUCAUCGAGGGCAUCGGGGAGGGGAUCGGCGAGGCCUUCGUCGACAACAUCGGGAGGAGCAGAGGCAGAUCAAGCUUCAGAUAA